Phoenix dactylifera (date palm) is the source of this 1261-nucleotide messenger RNA. RefSeq lists its product as uncharacterized. The record is from RefSeq and is a predicted model, not a curated record. Lineage: Eukaryota; Viridiplantae; Streptophyta; Magnoliopsida; Arecales; Arecaceae.
UAUUGCAGCCUUGUUCCUAAUCCUCUCUCUCCCUCCCUUGUUCCCGUCUGGGUUCUCGCUGGCAGCGCCGCUGUCUCUCUCGUCCUCUACUUCUUCGCUCUUUUAUCAUUUCCCCCCGUUCGAAUCCCGGCGAGUAAAGAGGCUGCAAGAGACUUAUCUGCGUGCUAGUAAUGGUGAUACACACCAUGCGGACCAAUUUACUCUUCUGCCUCUCUAUUUCUUGCUUGCUUUCGUCGGCGGCUGCGAUGAGUGCGUACGAGGUGCUGAAAUCGCAUGGCUUGCCGAUGGGGUUGCUGCCGAAGGGGGUGAGGGAUUUCCAGGUCGACGGCGACGGGCGGUUCGAGGUCCGGCUGGACGCGGCGUGCACGGCCAAGUUCGAGAGCCAGAGCGAGGUCCGCUUCAACUCCACCGUCGCCGGCACGCUCUCCUACGGCCAGAUCGCCGCCCUCUCCGGCGUCGCCGCCCAGGAGCUCUUCCUCUGGUUCCCCGUCCGCGGCAUCCGCGUCGACAUCCCCAGCUCCGGCCUCAUCUACUUCGACGUCGGCGUCAUCUACAAGCGCUUCUCCCUCUCCCUCUUCGAGACGCCGCUGGAUUGCAUCCCCUUCUCCUCCUCUUCCUCCUCCGAAGCCCGCCUCCCCUCCAAGAAUCGAUCGGGAAAGCUGCGUUACACGCUCGAUCAACAGGAUGCUCAAAGGCCGGUUCUGUGAAUCAGAGAAGAAUUAAAAUCAUACCUUGUUUUUAGAGAAGUCUUAGGGCUUAGUCUUGGCUCGGCUUGGCUUCUAUAAUGUGUGUGAUUGCAGUUGCAGUGCAGGUUCCCUCGGAUUUGCUCUAUCCUAGCGAUGCGGAAAAUUUUGACCGAAUGAUGAAGGAUGGAGUCGUCGUCACGGUGAGAACAACGAGUGAUAAGAUUCGAGAGGAUAUAGGAAAGGGAGUUGAGGGAGUUCAAUUCCAUCCAAAUGAAAUCUGGUAAUUAAUGUUAUAUAUUGCUUGUAAGUUUUGGUUCUUGUUACCUACGAUGAACCUGGUGAAAGGCUUACAUAUAUAUAUAUUCAUAUGUAUGUAUAGCAGGGGAGUUGGGAUGGACCCUGUUCUUCCUGCUAUGUUGCCUUUGUUGUAUUGUAAGUAAUGCUUCGAGUCUCUCUGUAUAUGGCGGAAUCAUCUAUCUUUAUGGAUUCUCUAGGCAUUUGUUAGAUGAAGGCAGCUUUUAAAUAUGUGUAUCUCUUGUUUACGUGAUGAAAGGCGAUCUUUUGGAGUCAAACUA